Aedes albopictus (Asian tiger mosquito) is the source of this 2907-nucleotide messenger RNA. RefSeq lists its product as uncharacterized. The record is from RefSeq and is a predicted model, not a curated record. Lineage: Eukaryota; Metazoa; Arthropoda; Insecta; Diptera; Culicidae. The transcript is spliced from 2 exons. Bases 588 to 2750 code for a protein of 720 amino acids.
GCGACGCACAUCAAGCCCCUCGUCCGACCAGAUCGCCGUAGUUACAACAGGGCAUCUACAUCGUUUAGGUAGUAGUGAGUGACGACAAACACAGGUGUAUGAAAAACGUCAAACGCGAUGAGUCGUAAAUUUCAUGUUCUCGGCCAGAAGUUUAUUAUCAAAGUUUAAAGAAAUUCGAUAGUUAAAUAAUUAAUUUCUAACUUGAAUUACAAUCUCAUAGGGUAAGCAAUAUUCGCCGCAUUGAAUUAGAGGUCAGAAUAACAAUUUAUCUUAUUAGGAUUUGUCACAGUGAAUUGUACCCUCGGCAGCGUUAUCAUUACCACCUGAUUUGACACUUGCUUCCCCUCAGGUAUCGAUAUUAGCAAAAACCCGUAAGUGAACUAGUUAUUUCUAAUUGGAAGCUUAUUACCCAUUGAUUACUUUCCCUUUAGAUUUGAAUCGUCACACUCCGCAAUUGUUAGCUAUAACUCAGUCAGGUCACGGUAGAACACUAAAACUCUUAAAGCGACAAACCACCCACAACCCGUGUUUCGCUAAAAAGACUUGGUGUUUCUACGAACAAAAUCUUUAAGAGUUUUAUUGCCAAGAUGCUGGCAGGAAAUAUCUCCGGCUACAAUUGCCAUUCGUGUAAUGAACAUGACGUCAUGGAUUCGAUGGUGGCUUGUGAUGCUUGCAGCAAAUGGCAUCAUUUCAAGUGCGCUGGAGUGGAUCAUACUAUCAAGGAUCGACGCUGGGUGUGCAAAGAAUGUGAAACAGGUAAUGAUUGUGGUCAGCUUGCCCUUCCACCGACGAAAAACAGAACCGCCAAGGUAGGUGGUAGCAAAACGUCGAAGUCCCGCAGCAAAAAGGCAGAAAAGACCGUCGGCUCAAAGGUGAGCAUGACCUCCAGUGCUCGCGCUGCUGCCUUGGAAGCGCAGAUGCGCUUACACGAGGAAGAAGAACAGCUAAACGAAGCGGAGCUGAAAGAGAGAGAAGAGCUUCAGCGUCAGGAGUUUGCUGAGGAGCAACGCAAGCUCGAGAUUAAGAAAAAGCUUAUGGAAGAAGAAACACAGCUUCGCGAAACGGAGCUGAUGAAGCAGAAGGCUUUGCAGGAAAGGAUGAUGCAGUUACGACGAGAAUCUAUGGAAAAGAAGAAGGAGUUAAUGCGACAGCAAGCGGAGCUUAGCGAGUCGUCGUCUUCAUCCCGUAUAUCAAAGUCUGAACGAAUUCAAAAUUGGAUUACUUCGCAGCAACAGACAGAGGGAGACAAUUUGGUAAAUAAUGCCUCACGGAACUUCACGUCGAAUGCUCAGCUCACGUAUCCGAUUCAACAGCAAGGAAGACCGGCGGUAGCACCCAGACCUCCUACGUCUCAGCUGGCGAACCUUUCGUUACAUGAUGACCACCACGUCACUAGUCCCGUAUUACCAGCGGCUUAUAUGCAAAUUGCAGCACGUCAGGUUACGGGCAAAGAUCUUCCGGCCUUUAACGGGAACCCGGAGGACUGGCCAAUGUUUAUUCGGACCUACGAGGAAACGACGAUCGCCUGUGGAUUUACGGAUGUGGAGAAUUUAGUGCGGCUCCAAAAAUGUCUGCGAGGAAUUGCUUUGGAAUCUGUACGCAGUCGACUUAUGAUGCCGGCCGGCGUCCCGCACGUAAUAAAAACUCUCCAAAUGCGCUUCGGUCGACCGGAGCUUAUAAUCCGUUCAUUACUGGAGCGAAUCCGUCGCGUACCAGCGCCUAAACCUGAACGACUGGACACUCUCAUUGAUUUCGGACUAGCUGUGGAGAAUCUAGUGGUUCAUUUGCAAGCCGCUAAGCAGGAAAAUCAUCUGACAAAUCCUGUUUUAUUGCAAGAACUGGUGACGAAGUUGCCGGCACAGCUCAGAUUGGAUUGGGCAAGAUACAAAGUCCUUCACCAAAAUCCAACCCUAGCAGCGUUCGGUGAAUUUAUGAACGAACUCAUUCACGCGGCCAGUGAAGUAUCUUUCGAUCUACCUAUCAACCUAACGUCGAGCACGGAGAAGCCAAGGGACCGAGAAAGAGCUUUCGUCCAUGCCCAUGAUGCUGUUGAUUCAGAAUUCCGGAACACCGGUGCUGUGAAGAAACCGCCUAAACCAUGCAUACUGUGUGGUACCCUACGACACCGUAUUGCCGAUUGUGAGGAAUUCAAGCAAAAAUGUGUCGAUGAGCGGGUGAAGAUAGUGCGGCAACACAAUCUAUGCCGCACUUGUUUGAACUUUCAUCAAAAGUGGCCGUGUCGAACAUGGAGUGGCUGCAGUAUCGAAGGAUGUCGUGAACGGCAUCACUAUUUGUUGCAUCCUCCGAUGGUUACGAGUUCCACACACCAUUCAUCCACUCACAAUUCAGUCUUCAGUGAGAGGUGUGACUAUUACUCAUAUUUCCGUAUAAUCCCGGUAAUCGUAUCCACAGCCACCAAGCGCCAAACGAUAUUCGCCUUUAUCGACGAGGGUUCAUCUUCCACCCUCUUGGACCAGUCGGUGGCGAAGCAGUUGGGACUGGAUGGACCAGUUGAGCCCUUAACGCUACAGUGGACCGGCAACGUCGCGCGUCGAGAGUCAAACUCCAGAAAGGUGCAUUUCCACAUCGCAGGAUCUGAGAAAGCUAGUACGUUUCAGAUACAAGAUGCCCACACCGUCGAAAGACUUCUACUUCCGAAGCAAUCACUCCCGUAUAGGGCGCUAGCUAAACAGUACCCACAUUUACGCGGGCUACCAGCAGGGGCCUACAUCGUCGAAACCAAAACAUGACGCUGAAAGCGAGCGCCCAUCAGCAUCGGACGGACGCCGACGACGGGAACAUUCAAAACAACAUGCAUGCGCUUCGCUUCAUCCGCUCUUCUUGUCGCUUUCUUCGACGCAACGACGGGUGGCGACUCAUUUUCACACCGACUGGGCUUCAAUUAAA